Molecule: messenger RNA, 1394 nt
Organism: Paramecium sonneborni
Lineage: Eukaryota; Ciliophora; Oligohymenophorea; Peniculida; Parameciidae
Source: the annotation of a GenBank genome assembly
AUCAAAAUGGUGAGUGCUUUUUCAAUUGGUAAAGCGUAACGAUGUAUUUAUCAUGUUAAAUGAAAUCAGCCACUAUUCCCAGGAGUGAAACGCCUGGUCCAGGAGCUUAUUAGCCAAUGAAGAAAUAGAAGAUGACACCCCCAUCAUUUAAGUAAUUUUUGCCUGUUAAAAUAGAUUUGGAUCUGGUAAUAGAAGUGGACUUCUGAAAGUAUUUGCACCAGGACCUGGUGCUUAUGAGCAUCCUUCAAGAGUAACCAAAGAAGGACCAAAGUAUUCAUUUGGACUUAAAAAACCAACUAAUUUAGCAAAAUAGGGACCAGGACCAGGUAAACAUAAAGAAUUGAUUUUUAUUCAGGAGCAUACAAUCCUAAUUACAGAACUAUGAUUAAGGCACUUCCAAAUUAUUCAAUGGGAAGCAAACAAUAAUAAAACUACUCUACAUUUUAACCAGGACCAGGAGCAUAUGAAAAUCAAUCAACAGUUGUAGGAGUUCCUUGUAUGAAGUAAUUGUAGUUUUUAGUUUAAGAUUUCCACAUUCUAAACGUGAAGGAUUUUAUGAUUUGACUCGUACUCCUGGGCCUGGAUCAUAUUUAAAGAGACCCAAUAGUGCUGGUCCUCAAUAUAAAUUUGGAACAGCAUCUAGAGGAGCUUUUUCAGAAGGUAAAAAUCCUGGUCCUGGAGAAUAUGAGGCAAGAAGUGAAUUUAAUGUUUCACAAAAAGGGUUUUCUAUGCUUUCAAGAAGAAAUUAAACUCAGUAAGAAUUAGUGCCAGGACCUGGUACUUAUAAUUGGGAUAAGAAAUAAAAAUUACAACCUCCUUCUUAUAAAAUAGGAAAUGAAACAAGAGAUAGCUUAAAUAGAGAAAUGCUUAGAACUCCUGGACCAGGAACAUAUGAAUCUAGAUAUGAAUUUGCAAGACCUAAAUCUGCAUAAGUUCGUAUAGGUAGUGCCAAUAGAAGACCAUUAAGUGAUACAAGAGAUAUUCCAGGACCAGGAACUUAUGAUUUGAAUACUAAAAUUGGAGAGGGACCAAAACAUUAAAUUUUAGGUAGUAAAUAUGAACCAACAACAACUUUAAAUUAACCUGGACCAGGUGCUUAUAAUCCAAAUGAUGGACCCAGUAAAUAACGUCCUGCUUCAGCCAAAAUUGGAACAGGUUAAAGAGCUGAACUGAAUGCUGGUUUUGGAAAAGAUGUUCCAGGUAAGAUUAUUAUUUAUUUUAUUAAAGGACCUGGAAAUUAUAAUCUAAGAGGUUAAUCUGAUGGGCCUAAGUGGGGAUUCGGAACAGCCAUGAGACCACAUCUGAAUUAAACGGAUUAAAGUGUUCCAGGACCAGGAAAUUAUAAUCUCAAACCAACUUUUGCAGAUGUUCCAUCAUAUCUAUUGAAUAAAUGA